Messenger RNA from Penicillium macrosclerotiorum, 1143 nucleotides. RefSeq names its product putative tubulin-specific chaperone c. The record is from RefSeq and is a predicted model, not a curated record. Gene Ontology annotation, molecular function: tubulin binding. The transcript has 5 exons. Gene Ontology annotation, biological process: post-chaperonin tubulin folding pathway; tubulin complex assembly. Gene Ontology annotation, cellular component: cytoplasm. Bases 1 to 1143 code for a protein of 380 amino acids. Lineage: Eukaryota; Fungi; Ascomycota; Eurotiomycetes; Eurotiales; Aspergillaceae.
AUGGCAGAGCUUGAACCACAGCGAGCUCGCCGCUUGUCGGCCGAAAAUCAGACCAUCUCCAAAUCUGAAAUCCCCAUAAAGGAACGGUUCUUCCGCUACUUCCAACAUGAGAUCACGGCUUUACAACAGCAAAUGGAUCGCCUUGCAGACACCUCCCUAGUUGGUGGUGAGCGGGCUGAUGCUACAGACCAUUGCUUGGCCGGGAUUGUACGGCUAUCAAACGAGGUUAAGGACGCGGCAAGCUAUAUUCCUACUUAUGAUCAGAGGGUUUAUGCAGAAGCGAUCAAAGCUUUGCAGGAAAAGCUAAACGAGACCCGCGCAGCAUUUGAACCUCGAUCGAAAUUCAGCUUCAAGACAAAGAAAAAUCCUUCCGCGAUUUCUCUGUCUGACGCAGCUACGCUGGCGGCCGAGGGUCGUCGAAGUAUCCCUGGAUAUCGCUCGCCGGGGGCAUCAUCAGUGGGCUCAUCUGCCAAUCAAACCCCGAACUACCCUUCCACCCCUCUUAACGAACCAGACAAACAGCACCAAGAGAGACCCGAGAUUGGACCGACUUCAUUUCCUAUUAUUUCUGUCAACGAGGCGGAGCUCAAGCCUCAAGCUCAUGAAAAGACCAGCUCGGGAUUUACUGCCAGUGGUAUUUCGUCUGUGGCCGUGGAUAAUCAUUAUGGUUUACACAUUAUGCUACCAGCAUCUGGGUCAAGCCCUACCGUUCCAGCAUCAAUCACCUCUCUGCAUCACUGCAUUGUUGACAUGUCUAUUCCUACCGCCAACGGGAAACCAUUUGCUAGUCUGACAAUCAAGAGCAUAGAGGAGAGCUUACUGAUCUGCGGUCAGGUGAAUGGACCAGCCCAUAUCACUGGCGUUGAUCAUAGUGUGAUUGUUGUGUCGUGCCGUCAGUUCCGGAUGCACAACUGCAAAGAUGUCGAUGUCUACCUCAGCUGUUCUAGCAAUCCUAUCAUCGAGGACUGCUCAAAUGUCCGCUUCGGCCGGAUACCUAAGGCUUAUGCCUUAGACCACGAACGUUCCGAUCACGAAGAUCGCUGGAGCCAGGUCGAAGAUUUCAAAUGGAUUAAACCAGAGCCUAGCCCGAAUUGGAGCCUAUUGGAUCCGAUGGAUGCAGUUCCGGAGGGAGUGAAAGCAUAG